Pleurotus ostreatus (oyster mushroom) is the source of this 2433-nucleotide messenger RNA. RefSeq lists its product as uncharacterized. The transcript has 24 exons. NCBI's taxonomy places the organism in Eukaryota, Fungi, Basidiomycota, Agaricomycetes, Agaricales, Pleurotaceae. Gene Ontology annotation, biological process: carbohydrate metabolic process; protein deglycosylation; glycoprotein catabolic process. Bases 1 to 2433 code for a protein of 810 amino acids. Gene Ontology annotation, molecular function: peptide-N4-(N-acetyl-beta-glucosaminyl)asparagine amidase activity; carbohydrate binding. The record is from RefSeq and is a predicted model, not a curated record. Gene Ontology annotation, cellular component: nucleus; cytosol.
AUGGGAAGAAGCAGACAGAAGAUGGCUGUUCUCGUCGGAUGGCUCGCGUACUGUGGGGCCGGCGCCGGCAAGGUGUUCAUAUCCGACCCAGCCAGCUUUACCAAUCUUUUCAUUGGUACUACCAAUGGGGGUCAUGUAUUUCCAGGCGCCACGCUUCCACAUGGAAUGGUCAAGGCCGGGAUGGAUACAGACUCGCCGGGUAACCAUGCAGGAUAUGACGCAGACCCCCAGUUUAAUGUGACUGGAUUCUCUCAACUUCACGACAGCGGGACAGGUGGGGCCGUACCCCUGUCAAAUUUCAAGAUUUUCCCAUUCGCUGAGUGUUCAUCAUUUGACAAAUGUGCUACCUCGCUCGAUGGAAGGAAGACGCGACGAAAGAUCUUGGGUAACGGAUCUCCGGAUGAUUUCGCUUCACCAGGAUAUUUUGCUACCAACCUCUCGACGGACAUUCGUGUUGAACUAACUGCUACCCGACGUACGGCUCUACACCGAUAUACCUUCCCACCGUCCUCUGUUCGCCCUCGUAUCGCCGUGGACAUCACGAACGAUGGUCAGCGAAGUAGCACCAAUCCAUCCAUGGUGCUCGACCCCGAGACGGCCCGUGUCAAGGGUGGCGCAUCAUUCGCGGCAUCAUUCGGACCAGGUCGCUACAGUGCCUUCACAUGUGUGGACUUCAAAGGAGAGGGCUUCGAUUUACGGAAACCAAUGGAAUUCGGAGCUUGGUUAUCCGAUUUCCCAGUGCAGGGGAUGACCGAUCUUCGCCAGUUGUACACUAGCUUUGUCGACCAGCUGGGUGCCCUCUUUACUUUCUCCCAGCCCUCGGACAGCCGACCAACCAUCAUUCUCGUCCGCGUUGGCGUCUCUCUGAUUUCUGCUGAUCAAGCGUGCGCGAACGCCGAAGAGGAAGUUCCUGAUUUCGAUUUCGAAGGUGUUCAUCGGGCAGCGCGGCAGGCUUGGAACGAUCUUCUGGGGAGAGUGCAGGUUGAUCCGACCGGAGUGGAUACAGAGACAGUGUCGCUGUUCUACUCUUCGCUGUAUCGCUCUCAUAUCUCUCCUGCUGAUUAUACUGGCGAGAAUCCCAAAUGGAAUUCCACCGAACCGUAUUACGACUCUUUCUACUGCAACUGGGAUACCUAUCGCACUCUAUAUCCACUCAUGUCACUUCAUGACCCCGCCACGUUUGCGCGCAUUGUCAGAGGUAUGAUUGAUAUCCAAAGGAACGAAGGUUGGCUGCCUGAGUGUCGUGGGGCUACGGCAAUGCAUUUUAUCCAAGGUGGUAGCAAUGCCGAUCCUAUACUUGGAGAAUUCUUCGUGAAGUUCAGUGACCAUGCUGCUGCGCUCAACGUGUCUGCAACGGACCUUUAUACUGCGCUACUCGCGGACGCAGAGACGCAACCACCUAAUUGGAACCUUCAAGGGCGACAAGCAGAUGUAUGGAAGCGUUUGAACUUCAUACCGCACGAUAUGUUCGACGGGGGUGGUGCGAACUCGAAGCAAGUAUCGCGCACGUUAGAGCACGCUUUCAAUGAUUUCGCUAUCUCCCAAGUCGCGAAGACACUUGGGAAGGUUAAUGAUGGGCGCAAAUACGCCCAACGCGCUGGAAACUUUGGGAAUGUCUGGAAUCCCAACAUCACUGUCCCGGAUGGCCCCGCCUCCGUUCUGGGUAUGAUGCAGCCUCGGUUCGCGAAUGGAACAUUCAAUUUUACAGACCCCAGGCACUGCAGCAUCCACGAUCCGGCUCAUGCGACUUGCUUCCUGAAUGCUGCCAAUCGAGAUGGUUUCUACGAGGGUUCUCCAAUCAUCUACUCACAGUACGUCCCUCACGACACGGCGAAAUUGAUCCAGCUUCAAGGCGGUGUCGAAAACUUCGUAUCGCGCCUCAAUUUUAUUUUCGAUCAGUCUGGCCUCUAUUCCAACAAUAAGGAAUACUUUGAGUCUACGGACGAGCCAUCGCAACAAAUGCCGUUCAUGUUCCAUUAUGCAAAUCGACCUGGGCUCAGCACGCAGAAGUCGAGGCAAGUUAUCGCGCAAUUUUUCAAUACAUCAGUCAAUGGUCUACCCGGAAACGACGGUGCGAUGGGUAGUUAUGCUGCAUUCUAUCUUGCAGGGAUGUACCCCCUCCCGGCGACCAAACAGUUUCUUCUUUCCUCGCCAUUCUUCCCGCAAAUCUCAUUCUUCAAUCCCGUAUUUGGUACAACUACAACCAUCAAGUCGAAAGGUUUCGCUGGAAAUCCUGCCAGUGGGACUGGUAAAGUCUUCGUGAAGGGCGUCACAGUGGAUGGACGACCUUACAAGUCGAAUUGCUUCCUCGAUUGGGAUGUCUUUGUUAAGGGAUCCUCGGUGGAGUUAACGCUGACUGAUGACAUCAACGUAACGUGUGGUAAGGGGAGAGCAGCCUUGCCACCGUCGCUUUCCACUGGUGGCUAUGAUUAA